AUGUCAGACGCUGCCAAAUCUCAUCUUGCGGCUGCAGCAAAAGUUUUGCCUUCUGGCAUCACCUCUGACUUAGGCAAUAGAGAUGGGACAUCUUCCUCUCAUGCUCAAGACCAACGGCGCCCCUCCGUUUCUCGUAGCUCAGCCUCAAGUCUCUAUCACAGUUCUUCUGUUUCGCCUGAAUCGGAGCUACAGAUCCAAUUCCAGACCCUCUCUUUACAAGUCAGCCAGGCUAGGAGCACCUCGGAAUGGAGACGAAGUCUUACUCUGGAAGGCAAUCAGAUGAACAAGGAUUGCUUGUCCAAUCUUGAUUAUCACAAGGUUGGAGUGGACCAACUCUGCCAGCAGCUCAAUGUUGACCUCAAUAAUGGCCUGUCAACCAAUGCUGCGAAGGUCCGACUGAGCCGCGAUGGAAAGAACAUACUUCCCCAGCCGGAAACAAAGUAUAUGCGCAAAAUUAUUGUCUCUCUAUUUGGCGGCUUCUGUUCUGUCCUAUGGGUUGGCGUGGUAAUCUUCUUUCUCUGCUGGCAGCCACUAUCAAACCCUCCUUCUGCUCAAAACCUGGCUCUCGCUAUUCUCAUCUUGGUCGUCAUCUUCGUCCAGGCCUCCUUUUCUGGCUUUCAGGAUUGGUCGACGGCGAAGGUUAUGAACUCGAUCCUGGGUCUCCUACCGGUAGAUGCCAAGGUCCGGCGUGAUGGACAAGUGUGUAAGCUACCUGCUACGGAGUUGGUUGUUGGCGACAUUAUCCACCUUAGCAUCGGCGACAAGGUCCCAGCGGACGUCCGAAUCGCGACAUGCUCUGGAGGCAUCCGAUUCGACCGGUCUAUACUGACUGGCGAAUCUGUUGAAGUUGCUGGAACGAUUGAUCCAACGGACAAUAGCAUUCUGGAGACGCAAAACAUUGCAUAUAUGGGCACAACUGUUCUAGAUGGCAGCGCUAUUGGUGUUGUUAUUUUAACAGGCUCGCGAAGUGUAAUUGGAAGAAUCACUCACUCGACUAUGGCUAUCAAAGAAGAGCCCACCCUAAUACAACGCGAGGUCUGGCGAUUUGUACGGAUUAUUAUUGCUAUGACGAUUGCUCUCCCUUCUCUCAUCCUUAUUACAUGGGCUGCCUGGCUCCGUACAGACCAUAAAGGCUUCUUAACUCUUCCUGAGAUCCUGGUCAACGCGAUGAGUUGCAUCAUUGCCUUUAUGCCAGUAGGCUUACCGGUUGCCGUUUCGCUUACACUCAUGCUUAUUGCACUGAGCAUGAGGGCAGCUAAUGUCUUACCAAAAUCCUUAUCAACUGUUGAAACCCUCGGGUGCGUCAAUGUCAUCUGCUCCGACAAAACAGGGACAUUGACGCAGGGAUGCAUGUCUGUCAAUACUGUCUGCUUUGUGGACCAUAUCUUCUCAUCACCAGAAGAGUUCAGCCGGUCAAAGGAGUCAACAGAGGCAACAGAGGCGCUUUUACGCGCUGCAAUACUGUGCAAUGAUGCGUUCUUUGAGCCAUCGACCAUAAAUCUCCCCGUCUAUGAGAGAAGGGUUUUCGGCAAUUCUACAGAUAGUGCUAUGCUGCGUUUCGCAGCAGCCAACGCACCAGUAGAGAGCCCGUGGAGGAACAUGGCCCCUAUCUUCCAAAUUCCAUUUAACUCAAAGAACAAGUGGAUGCUGUCGCUUUUCCCAGUUGGCCCCAAUUCCUCAAAGCUCUCGGGUUUCACUCCACAAGCGGGGACAUCUUAUCAUGUUAUUAUUAAAGGAGCACCUGAUGUUCUCUUCCCAGCCUGUUCGAGCUACUGGUCCAUGGAGACAAGUACCGUCCGUCCAUUAACUCCAGAAAUCAGGAAGCAGCUAAGGGAGCUUCAAGAUCGCCUCUCGCGACACGGAGAGCGCGUUUUACUCCUCUGUGAAAAGAACAUGACAUGCAUCAAUUCUCCAAAGAUGAAUGUAUUCAGCGAAGAGGUGAGGAACACAGCUAUCAGCAACCUGACCAUUAUCGGUAUCUUCGGUCUCAUUGACCGUCCAAGACCUGAGGUUCCCGGGAUAGUGGCCAAGUGCCGAUCUGCUGGUAUUCGAUACUUCAUGGUCACUGGCGACUACGCUCUGACUGCUGUUGCUAUCGCCAGAGACAUUGGUAUUAUUUCAAGAGAGAAGGAGCCUGAUACCAUGCACUCUCUUCACACACCCCGGGAUAUACAAAACGCCGGAAUUGAACAGCUUGCUGAAGGACUUCCUCGGUGUCUGGUUCUUGAAGGCGCACAACUCGCAGAGCUCGGCCAAUCUGAUUGGGAUAUCGUCUGUGACUACGAUGAGGUUGUCUUCGCGCGCACUACACCGGAACAGAAGCUGCUGAUUGUAACUGAGCUCCAAAACCGCCAUAACGUCGUGGCAGUGACAGGAGAUGGCGUUAAUGAUGCCCCUGCUCUGCGCGGUGCAGAUGUUGGUGUUGCCAUUGCUAGCGGUUCCGAUGUUGCUAUUGAAGCUGCCGACCUGGUGGUUAUGGACUCAUUUAGCUCCAUGAUCGACGCAAUCCGUCUUGGUCGCCUUGUUUUCCAGAAUCUGCAAAAGGUUAUUGCAUAUCUUCUUCCAGCUGGCAGUUGGUCCGAGAUAUGGCCAGUUAUUCUAAACGUCUUCUUUGGAACUCCGCUGCCGCUAAGCGCCUUUCUUAUGAUUAUCAUUUGCGUUUUUACAGAUCUAUUCCUCAGUAUGUCUCUUAUUAAGGAGAAGGAGGAAUACGAUCUUAUGUUAGAGAAGCCUAGGGACCAUCGCAAGCAGCACCUCGUCACUUGGAAGCUGUACUCCCAAGCUUACCUAUUUACUGGGACUAUGGAGACGGUGACUGCACAUGCGAUGACCUUUCUAUACAUGUGGCGUUAUGCGAAGAUUCCAGUAUUUGAGCUCUUCUUCCUUUAUGAGGAGUGGACCGAUGGAUAUCGCGGGUACACUGAGGACCAAUUAACUCAUUUCAGAAACACGGGCCAAUGCGUUCACUUUGUGACUAUCAUGUUCCUGCAGUGGGGUAACCUUCUCGCUGUGCGCAAUCGCCGCCUGAGCAUUGUCCAGGCUAAUCCAUUUACAAAGAAGCACCGCAACCCGUGGUUGGCGCUCAGCAUGCUCACCAGCCUCUGCAUUGCUGUCUUCGUCACAGAGGUACCUGGAAUCCAGAGCCUCUUUGACACAGCAUCGGUGCCCAUUGAGUUCUGGCUCAUCCCGAUACCCCUGGCAUUUGGGGUGUUGUUUAUGGAUGAGAUGCGCAAGUUUAUUGUGAGGACUUGGCCCAAGUCCUUCGUUGCGCGGGCUGCUUGGUAG
Fusarium poae is the source of this 3285-nucleotide messenger RNA. RefSeq lists its product as uncharacterized. Lineage: Eukaryota; Fungi; Ascomycota; Sordariomycetes; Hypocreales; Nectriaceae. The transcript has 2 exons. Gene Ontology annotation, molecular function: ATP binding; ATP hydrolysis activity; P-type sodium:potassium-exchanging transporter activity. Gene Ontology annotation, biological process: potassium ion import across plasma membrane; intracellular potassium ion homeostasis; proton transmembrane transport. Bases 1 to 3285 code for a protein of 1094 amino acids. The record is from RefSeq and is a predicted model, not a curated record. Gene Ontology annotation, cellular component: membrane.